This is a messenger RNA of Diabrotica balteata, 3071 nucleotides long. NCBI's taxonomy places the organism in Eukaryota, Metazoa, Arthropoda, Insecta, Coleoptera, Chrysomelidae. The record is from the annotation of a GenBank genome assembly.
UACAUAUCCAAGAAGCGUUGGUUUGUCCUGUUUCUGUUUAUUUAAAUGGAAUGGUUUGUUGUCUUGUGAUUCAACAAAACUCUUGUUGUUAAAUACUGGACUUAUUCUUAAGUUCAGAAAUUUAUUAAAUAUGGAGUUCCAUACCCAACAGUUGGUGUGGGCUGAAUUAGUGGAUAGUCCACAUUGGCCGGGUGUAAUAAUUGAUGAAGGUGAUGUUGGGGCAGAAAGACCUUCCUCUGAAACCAACAAGGAAUAUGUACCUAUACAUUUAUUAGCACAAUCUGAAAAUAUUUGGAUAGACCAAGAUUUACUUUUACUGUAUGAAGCAAACAGGGAUCAAUAUCAUAAGGGUUCAGCAGAUCCAGUAUUUUUAAAAGCAGUAGAAGAAGCUGAUGAACAUUUACAGAAGCAGAAAGAGGACACUCAAUAUAUCAUUGCAAUAAAAUCAAAAGAAGUAAAAGUGAAAAAUGAAGCUGGAUCCGAAGCUUUAGUUGUGGAUGAAAAAAUGGAAACUGACUAUGUGGGAAAAGAUAUCACUGAUAUUUUUAGUAGUUCAAGUAAAACUGAAGAGAAUGUCUCUGUGUGUGACGAGGAAUCUAAGAGUAAUGUGACUUUAGAUGUCAAUAGAGAUUUUCAUGUACAGCAGAUUGUAUGGGCUAAGAUGAUGGGCCACCCUCACUGGCCUGCCGUUAUAAUCAAGGAGGAAGAUAUCAAUGCUAAAAGACCUUCAAAAAAAUCCAACAAAGUGCAUUACCCAGUGCAAUUUUUAGGGGAAAAUACCAAUGGGUGGAUAGUGGACACCUAUAUUUGUCCAUAUGAAGAGAACAGACAAAAAUACUGCAAAGGUUCAAAAAAUCAACUAUUUUCUAAAGCCAUAAGUGCAGCCGACGAAUAUGUGCGAAAACAAAAAGGGGAUCCUGAAUAUCAAGUUCCAAUAAAGCUCUCAAAAAAACGGAAGAAAGAAGAGUUACCUGCAGUUACAAAAAAAGCAAAGAAACAAGACAAUGGUGAGUCUCCUGUAGUAGACAGAAAGAAUGGAGAUGCAUCCAUAAAAAAAUCAAAGAAGAGUCUCAAUGGUCAGACUUCGGUAGGAGUGGAAAAGAGUGGAGAAUCGUCUGCAAAAAAAUCAAAGAAAAAUCUUAAUGGUGUGUCUACUGUUGAAGGUAAUGACUCUAACAAAGUUGAGGAAUCAAAUAAAAAUGAUAUGGACAAAGAGAUUAAUGAAAAUGGUUUUGAUAUUUUUGGGAUUGCCGAUAUUGAUAAGGAAUUUGCAGUACAAGAACUUGUUUGGGCGAAAAUGAUGGGACAUCCGUACUGGCCGGCAGUUAUAAUUGACGAAUCUGAAGUUAAUACUGCGCGUCCUCCGAAAAUUCACAAACAAUUUUACCCCGUUCAAUUUUUGGGAGAAUAUGCGAACGCUUGGGUUGAAAGCAAGUUCAUAUGUCCGUAUGCCGAAAAUAAGGAGAAAUACUAUGAGUGCUCUAAGAAUCAAUUAUUUUUACAGGCUUUAGACGAAGCUGAUGAAUAUGUGGAAAAGAGAAAGGAAGAUAGUAAAUAUCGAAUUAAAAUUAAGCAAGCUGCUGAUAAGUACGAUCACGGUGACGGUAAUAAACCGAAAAAACGUCGCGUUAAAGAUGAAAAAUCUAAUGAUAGUGAUGUAACUUCUCCGAAGAAAGAAAAUGCGGAUGAUGUAGAAGCAGAUAAUAACGUGGAAUUCACUGAACAGCAAAUUGUAUGGGCUAAAAUGGUAGGCCAUCCGCACUGGCCAGCAGUUAUAAUCAGUGAACUAGAAGUCGACGUCGCCAUGCCGUCAUCAAAAUCAAACAAGCAAUAUUAUCCAGUGGUGUUUCUAGGUGAUUUCACACACGCUUGGGUAGAAAAAAGCCACAUACACCCAUAUGAGAAAAACAUCGAGAAAUAUUCCAAAAGUUCAAAGACUCAGUUCUUUGCACAAGCGUUAGGACAAGCUAAUGAGCAUUUUAGAAAGCAGAAGGAGGACAGUGAAUAUAGAAUAUCGUUUGAACGUUCUCCAAAAAGAAGAAGUGGAGAGACAACCAGGAGAAGUAAAAGUUCUCCUAAGAAGGUGGAACGUUCCCCUAAAAAGAUUGACAUUUCAGUACCACCUGUAGUAGGAGAAGCAUUUUCGAAGAAAACAGCUGAUAAGUUAAAGAUUGGAGUUGUUGGUAUAGGUACGAUAGGCACAGAAAUAGUUAAAGUUUUGGUUGAUGCUGGUUAUACAGUAAAUAUGUGGAACAGGUCAUUAGCAAAAUGUAGACAGUUAGAAAAAGAAUUGGGACAAGGAGAGCAUAUUUCCAUAUUGCUGUCUGCUAGGAACGUCCUCGUUAAAUCUGAUGUUGUAUUUAUCUGUAUAUCAGAUAGACAAGCUAUAAAACACAUGGUAGAAAAUGAGUUCGAAGCUUCUAUGGAUACUGAAAAUUUGUUAAAAAGUAAAGGUAUUUUAAUGAUGACAAGCAUUGACGCCAAUGAAUCAAAGCAAAUAAACGAUUCCAUUACGAAAAAAGGAGGAAAAUAUUUGGAACUAGCUUUUCAGAGUGGCAGUCCAGGGUCUUCCAAAGAAUCACGUUUUUUGUUGGCGGCAGGAGAUGAAGCUUUAUUCCACCAUUGCCAUCCUUAUUUUAAAGCCAUAAAUUGCACUCCUUUAUAUUUUGGAAACACAAUUGGGAACGCUAUUAGAAUCAAUCUAGCUAUGCAGAUGGUCAAAGGUGUGAGUAUAGCGGCUCUUAGCGAGGCAUUUAACUUGGUGGAACGAUGUGGAAUAGAAAGGGGAAAAUUGAUAGAAAUAUUCAACAUGUCAGAUAUCGCAAGCCCAUAUUUAAAAAACAAAUCAGACUAUAUCGACCAAAAUAGUUUUAAUUCUGUACAACAACCUCUGAAGCAUAUGCAGAACGAUUUAAAGAUGGUCUUGGACAUGGCUGAUUCCGUGGAUCAUGCUCUACCAUUGGCAAAUACUGCCAACGAGAUAUACAAAGAAUGUAUUCGGGAAAAUUUUGCUGACUACGAUGUAUCUGCUGUUUAUUUAAAAAAUAAAAGAAAGUAUUUUUAGUGUUUUA